Penaeus vannamei (Pacific white shrimp) is the source of this 1504-nucleotide messenger RNA. The record is from RefSeq and is a predicted model, not a curated record. NCBI's taxonomy places the organism in Eukaryota, Metazoa, Arthropoda, Malacostraca, Decapoda, Penaeidae.
GUCCGCGCCCGAAGAAGAGGAAGAAGAAAACAUUAGUCAGGUUCAAGCCGAUGCCCGAGAUCGACCUCGACACGGUGGUGGAGGAGAAGUCGGAGUUCGACGCCGAGGUCACGGCCUCCGACCUCCUGACGACGCCCGAGGAGUUCGUGGUGCCCGAGGACAACACGCCCGCGUCCUUCAGGGCUUACCGCUACAUGGGCGUGGUGCACGGCAGCGCCCCGACCGCGCCGCCCGCGCUGAGGGCGUCGCCCAUGAGGAGCCCCCGCGCCAGCGCCGCCCUCGACCACCUGGCGGAGGAGUCGGCGGACGGCGGCGGCGACAUGACCAUGGAGGUGCGGGAGGGAUGCAUCAUCAUGACGGACUGCUCGGAGGCGGCGGGCGCGGACGGGCGCUCGGAGGAGUCGCUGGCGGCCAAGGACGGCGGCGCGGGCGAGGGCGGCGCGGGCGAGGUGGUGGGCAGCAGCGGCAGCAGCGACAGCGACACGGCGGCCUGCUUCUCGCUCUCGCCCAAGCAGGUGACCAAGUCCCCGACGGCGGUGCACCUCGCCCUCAAGAAGCUCGACGGCGUGAUGAAGCGGCGCCACUCCAGCCCCGUCAAGGUCAACCUGGCCAAGAACAGGCUGCAGCAGCAGCAGCAACAGCAACAGCAGCAGCAGCAGCAGCAGAAGGGCGGGUCGGCCAAGGUGCGGCGCAGCCACACCAUGGAGACGGAGGGCAAGGCGCUCAAGAAGAUCAGCUGCGACUACAUCGACCGCGAGCUCAUGCCCGACCUGUCUCCGCGCGCCAGCACCGUCAAGUACCGGCGUCCGGCGUCGUUCUCGAGCAAGCGGCGCGGCGAGUCGCUCAAGGUCAAGACCAAGAGCCUCUCCAAGAGCAACCCGCACGUGCUGGCGCUGCCCGACGGCCAGCCGGGCUCCCACGAGGCCGAGUGGGUCUCGGCCACGCGCUCCGUGCAGAGCCGCCUCUCCCGCUGCGACGUGAGCGCGUCCAGCGACCACGACGACGACGACGACGACGACGCCGACGAGGAGGCGAGCACGCCCACGCUCGCGCAGAAGAAGAACGCCGUCAACGACGCCAACGACGCCGAGUGCCUGGUCACGCCGGCCUGGGGCUGCGCCGUCACGGUGCACAGCGACAGCGGCUGCGACGUGGAGAGCCCCAAGGCGUGGGCCGUCAACAGCCCGCGGAGGCCCUCCUGCCGCGGCGAGGGCGCCCCGCGGGAGGCGUGCCCGGCCGUGGCGCUCAGCUCGGAGGACGAGGUCGUCAAGUUCACGUCCCACACCAACUACGCCCUCAAGUACCGGCAGGAGGACGGGCAGGCGCCGGGGGCGUGCGGGCGCUGCGCGGACGCGGACGACGAGAGAAGCACACUCGUGUGAUGCGCCGCCGCGAAGCCCCGUCAGAUCUGCGACGGACGCUGAGGCGAGCGGGCGGCCCUCCGAGGCGCUGCCGUGUGAACGCUGCGUCGGGCCCAGGAGCGCCAGGGGCGCCGUCGCGGUGC